CUUUCACCCCGCUCAGCUGAUCGGUUGCCGCCGCCGCCGCCGCCAGAUUCCAGAAGCAAAGAACAAGAAGCUGGGAAGCGAGACAUGGACGUGAAUAUCGCUCCGCUCCGCGCCUGGGACGAUUUCUUCCCAGGCUCUGACCGCUUCGCCCGGCCGGACUUCAGGGACAUUUCCAAAUGGAACAACCGCGUGGUGAGCAACCUGCUCUAUUAUCAGACCAACUACCUGGUGGUGGCUGCCAUGAUGAUUUCCGUCGUGGGGUUCCUGAGCCCCUUCAACAUGAUUCUUGGAGGCAUCGUGGUGGUGCUGGUGUUCACGGGCUUUGUGUGGGCAGCCCACAAUAAAGACAUCCUCCGCCGGAUGAAGAAGCAGUACCCCACAACGUUUGUCAUGGUGGUCAUGCUAGCCAGCUACUUCCUCAUAUCCAUGUUUGGGGGAGUCAUGGUGUUUGUGUUUGGCAUCACUUUUCCUUUGCUGUUGAUGUUUAUCCACGCAUCGCUGAGACUCCGGAACCUCAAGAACAAACUGGAGAAUAAAAUGGAGGGGAUCGGUCUGAAGAGGACGCCCAUGGGCAUUGUCCUGGAUGCCCUAGAACAGCAGGAAGAGAGCAUCAGCAAGUUCACUGACUAUAUCAGUAAAGUGAAGGAGUAAAUAGAGCUGACCUGCUGAUAGGGUUGCAGCAGAAAUCGGGUUGCAGUUUGUCCUUGUCCAGACCUACUUUCCGUUUGUGUUUUUGAAAUACGAGGUGCACAAACCAUCCAGCUAUCCAUGGCAGCACGCACGGAGAGGCCACCCUGUUCUCCUCUCUGCUGUUACUGAGAAAAGGCCUCAAACUGAAAGAAACCACCCUCCUAUUAUGUCUGAAGUUUCAAGUGUGUUUAUGAAAGCUGAUAGGAAAUGGGUCGCACUUAUUUCUUAAGGGGAAUAAAAGAAAAGAAUUACGGAUUGUACUGCAACAGUAUGGUUAUCUUGUAGGAAAAAAGUAAUUGUAAAGGAUCAAGGCAAUAUGAGUAAAUGAAAAGACUACUGAAGGAGAGGAUGUCAUGCAUUAGCCUGUUUUAAUCCCCCUCAGCAUCCUUCAAAAAUAUUCCUUCCUUAGGAUUAUAAUAUGUGGGGUAUAAGUAGUUUUUAUUUUUCUUUAAAAUCAAAGGUGAUCUCGAUCACUUUGCCUCCUGUUUGAUGUGCAGUGGAUAAACCAGUUGUUUCUAUUUUGUUUAUAAAUAUAAAGCUAGCUAUUUAGGAGAAUAUUUUGUCAACCUUUUGUAAAUUUUUGAAGUGCUAGUAAUAUGUUCUCACUAGAAGGCAUUUGUUGCAAACUAAAUAUCCUCUUCUUUAAGGAGGUUACAGCUCUGUAACCUGUAUUAUUCUUGACGGUCUUGUUAAAAAACAAACAAAAAAAUCAGAAUAAAACUUGAGUUUCUAUUGCA
Molecule: messenger RNA, 1427 nt
Organism: Globicephala melas (long-finned pilot whale)
Lineage: Eukaryota; Metazoa; Chordata; Mammalia; Artiodactyla; Delphinidae
Gene: ARL6IP5
Product: ARF like GTPase 6 interacting protein 5
Biological process (GO): negative regulation of transport
Cellular component (GO): membrane
Source: RefSeq, a predicted model, not a curated record